Messenger RNA from Manihot esculenta (cassava), 1891 nucleotides. Its product is annotated as isocitrate dehydrogenase [NAD] regulatory subunit 1, mitochondrial. The record is from RefSeq and is a predicted model, not a curated record. Gene Ontology annotation, cellular component: mitochondrion. The coding region runs from base 155 to 1261 and encodes 368 amino acids. Lineage: Eukaryota; Viridiplantae; Streptophyta; Magnoliopsida; Malpighiales; Euphorbiaceae. The transcript has 4 exons. Gene Ontology annotation, molecular function: isocitrate dehydrogenase (NAD+) activity. Gene Ontology annotation, biological process: tricarboxylic acid cycle; isocitrate metabolic process.
AUACAUUUUUUUUCUAUAAUAAAUAAUCAUCCUCUUUUCCAACUGCUGCGUCCUUUUCUCUGAUUACGGGUUCGCCGAUCGCCCAAUAUUGACAUAAAAUCAACCAAAGCGAAAAAACUCCGACCCGAAUAAAACAGAAAAAAUACCAAAGCCGAUGGCCAGUCGAUCCAUUCCCGUCCUAAAGAAACUCCUCUCCUCGUCGCAUACUCCAUCGCCAUGCUCCAGAUUCACUUCUCGCCGAUCCGUCACCUACAUGCCCCGUCCUGGGGACGGCGCACCUCGGGCUGUAACCCUAAUCCCCGGUGAUGGAAUCGGUCCUCUGGUGACAGGCGCCGUGGAACAAGUGAUGGAGGCGAUGCACGCGCCGGUUUACUUCGAAAAGUUUGAGGUGCACGGGGAUAUGAAGAAGGUUCCGGCGGAAGUGAUCGAAUCAAUUAGGAAGAAUAAGGUGUGCUUGAAGGGAGGACUGGCCACUCCCAUGGGAGGAGGUGUUAGUUCUUUGAACGUGCAGCUGAGGAAGGAGCUUGAUUUGUACGCUUCGCUUGUUAAUUGCUUCAAUUUGCCCGGAUUGCCCACGCGUCACCAGAAUGUGGAUAUUGUUGUAAUUAGAGAGAAUACUGAGGGAGAGUACGCUGGCCUCGAGCAUGAGGUCGUUCCUGGAGUCGUUGAAAGCCUCAAGUUCUGCUCCGAGCGCGUUGCAAAAUACGCUUUUGAGUAUGCAUACCUGAACAACAGGAAGAAGGUGACUGCUGUGCACAAAGCAAACAUCAUGAAGCUUGCAGAUGGAUUGUUCUUGGAGUCUUGUCGGGAGGUCGCUACAAAAUAUCCUGGAAUCAAAUACAAUGAAAUUAUUGUGGACAAUUGCUGCAUGCAACUUGUUUCGAAGCCAGAGCAAUUUGAUGUCAUGGUGUCGCCUAAUCUUUAUGGCAAUCUUGUUGCAAAUACUGCUGCAGGUAUUGCUGGUGGGACAGGAGUCAUGCCAGGAGGCAAUGUGGGAGCUGAUCACGCUAUUUUUGAGCAAGGUGCCUCUGCAGGAAAUGUAGGCAAUGAGAAAAUAUUGGAGCAGAAGAAAGCAAAUCCAGUCGCACUGCUUCUCUCGUCUGCUAUGAUGCUCAGACAUCUCCAGUUCCCUUCAUUUGCUGAUCGAUUAGAAACUGCUGUGAAACGGGUAAUUUCAGAAGGCCAGUACAUGACAAAAGAUCUAGGUGGACGCAGCAGCACCCAAGAGGUUGUUGAUGCAGUCAUAGCUGCUCUAGACUGAUUUGUUGGUUACUCAUUGAUCUCACUAUAGACGUGCCUAUCCAACAGGGAAGUUUCAUCUUCUCACAUUCUUUAUUUGAUAGUUCAAUUUCCAACAUUUCUUUGCAGCUGUUCAUCACCCUUGAAAAUGAUCCUUUCAUUUUUAUUUAAAUAAUAUCUCAAUUGGAGAUGAUAAGAUGGCAAUUGUUAAUCGAGUCAAAGACUGGUAUGAGGAAGAGAUGAUAUAAUGCGUUUGCUGCAAUUAUGAAGUUCACUGAACAAAAGAUUUUAGUGAAAUCAUGACCCUGUUUGAGGGAAAUAGGUUUCACUUAAUAUUUUACAAUUUCGGCUGGGUGAACGGUUUUGAAACCGGAGGCCAAGAAUGUUUAUGAAAUCAUAAUUUCCCCCCUUUCUUCUUUGAUUUUUGCCUUAUAUUAUAGCGUCGGUGUAGGAAAAUUUUUUGUUAGUCUUAUAUGGACAGAUUGAAAAACUGUUCGCAAAUCUGAUGUAAUAAUAGUGGAUUGAAGAUAAAAUCGACCUGGAUUGCGUGCAAAGAGCAUGUUCUUCUGUUAUGUAUUUUAUGUUUCAUUUCAAUUGUAGCGUUAGGUUGUAGUGGCUACUUUUGGGAAUAAUGAAAUGAUUUUUGGUAUCA